AUGGCGUGGUCGUCUCUCGCUGGACUGCUCCUGCUGCUGGUCGCGUGCUCCGACGACGCGAUCGUCGUCGUCGGGCUCGCCAAGCCCGUCGAGUACGAGUACCAUAGUUUUGUAGCAUCCCCUCUCGCGCCCCACGCCUACACUGCCCCGGCCACCGCCGCCGACGCGUUGGAAGAUGCCGCCGUGUCAUCGCCGUCGGCUCUGCAGGUCCACCUGGUCCACCGCGACUCGUUCGCGGUGAAUGCCAGCGCAGCUGACCUCCUCGCGCGCCGCCUGCAGCGGGACGAGCGAAGGGCAGCGUGGAUCAUCACGAAGGCGGCCACACCCUCGGACCCGGAAAACGGUACGGUGGUGACCGGGGCGCCGACAAGCGGGGAGUACAUAGCCAAGAUCACGGUCGGCACACCGUACGAAAACGACUCAAGCUUCGAGGCGCUCCUGGCGCCGGACAUGGGCAGCGACGUCACGUGGAUACAGUGCAUGCCGUGCUUCCGGUGCUACCACCAGUCGGGCCCCGUGUACAACCGAUUGAACUCAAGUUCGGCGAGUGAUGUCGGCUGCUACGCGCCGGCCUGCCGCGCGCUGGGGAGCUCCGGCGGCUGCAUCCAGUUCCUCAACGAGUGCCAGUACAAGGCCGAGUACGGCGACGGCUCCUCGACGGCGGGCGAUUUCGGCAUCGAGACGCUGACCUUCGCGCCGGGCGUCCGCGUACCGGACGUGGCGAUCGGGUGCGGCUCCGACAACCAGGGUCUGUUCCCAGCGCCGGUGGAGGGGAUCCUGGGCCUCGGCAGAGGGAGCUUGUCGUUCCCGAGCCAGAUCGCCGGCCGCUACGGCCGGAGCUUCUCCUACUGCCUGGCCAGCGUACGCCCCCACUCCUCCUCUGCCCUAACCUUCGGCUCGGGCGCCACGGUCACCACCCCGCCGGCGUCGUUCACCCCCAUGUUGACCAACCCGCGCAUGUAUACGUUCUACUACGUGCGUCUCGUUGGCAUCAGCGUGGGCGGCGUGCGUGUGCCGGGCGUCACCGAAUCUGACCUCCGCCUUGACCCGUCCACGGGCCACGGCGGCGUCAUCGUAGACUCCGGCACCGCAAUGACCCGCCUCGCCGACCCCGCAUACACCGCGUUCCGCGACGCCUUCCGCGUGGCGGCUGUGAAGGACCUCGGCUGGCCCUCCCCCGGCGGCCCCUUCGGCUUCUUCGAUACGUGCUAUAGCAGCGUCCGCGGACGCGUGAAGUUACCUGCUGUGUCGAUGCACUUCGCCGGCGGCGUCGAGGUGAAGCUCCCGCCCCAGAACUACCUCAUCCCCGUGGACUCCAAGGGCACCAUGUGCUUCGCGUUCGCCGGCAGCGGCGACCGUGGUGUCUCCAUCAUCGGCAACAUCCAGCUGCAGGGGUUCUGCGUCGUGUACGACGUCGAUGGCCAGCGUGUUGGGUUCGCGCCAAAUUGCUGCUGA
Molecule: messenger RNA, 1455 nt
Organism: Miscanthus lutarioriparius
Lineage: Eukaryota; Viridiplantae; Streptophyta; Magnoliopsida; Poales; Poaceae
Source: the annotation of a GenBank genome assembly